AUGAUCCAUGGUCCGGAGCCUGUAGUGAUGAUCCAUGGCCCGGAACCUGUAGUGAUGAUCCAUGGCCCGGAGCCUGAAGUGAUGAUCCAUGAUCUGGAGCCUGUAGUGAUGAUCCAUGGCCCGGAGCCUGUAGUGAUGAUCCAUGUGAAAAUCAAGGGCACGGAGCCUCCAGCAGCGGUCCCCAGUCCGGAGCCUCCAGCGACGGUCCCCAGUCCAGAGCCUGUAGCGACGGUCCCCAGUCCGGAGCCUGCAGCGACAGUCCCCAGUCCGGAGCCUCCAGCGACGGUCCCCAGUCCGGAGCCUGUAGCGACGGGCCCCAGUCCAGAGCCUGUAGCGACGGUCCCCAGUCCAGAGCCUGCAGCGACGGUCCCCAGUCCGGAGCCUGCAGCGACGGUCCCCAGUCCGGAGCCUCCAGCGACGGUCCCCAGUCCAGAGCCUGUAGCAACGGUCCCCAGUCCAGAGCCUGUAGCAAUGGUCCCCAGUCUGGAGCCUGCAGCGACGGUCCCCAGUCCGGAGCCUGUAGCGACGGUCCCCAGUCCAGAGCCUGUAGCGACGGUCCCCAGUCCGGAGCCUGCAGCGACAGUCCCCAGUCUGGAGCCUCCAGCGACGGUCCCCAGUCCGGAGCCUGUAGCGACGGGCCCCAGUCCAGAGCCUGUAGCGAUGGUCCCCAGUCCAGAGCCUGUAGCGAUGGUCCCCAGUCCAGAGCCUGCAGCGACGGUCCCCACGACGGUCCACAGUCCGGAGCCUGCAGCGACGGUCCACAGUCCGGAGCCUGCAGCGACGGUCCCCAGUCCACAGGGACGGUCCCCAGUCCCAGAGCCUCCGGCGAUGAACCAUGGUCCGGUUCCUCCGGUAACGAUCCACGGUCCGGAGUCUCCGGCAACGAUCCACGGUCCAGUUCCACGGAAGCAGACGGAUCAGCGUGCGGAGCGGGGACUACGUCCCGAACCGGAGCCGCCACCGAGGAUAGAUGCCUCCCGGACCCUCCCCUAUAGAGUCAGGUUUUGA
Molecule: messenger RNA, 1008 nt
Organism: Oncorhynchus masou masou (cherry salmon)
Lineage: Eukaryota; Metazoa; Chordata; Actinopteri; Salmoniformes; Salmonidae
Exons: 3
Coding region: 1-1008 (335 amino acids)
Source: RefSeq, a predicted model, not a curated record